Molecule: messenger RNA, 846 nt
Organism: Salvia miltiorrhiza (redroot sage)
Lineage: Eukaryota; Viridiplantae; Streptophyta; Magnoliopsida; Lamiales; Lamiaceae
Product: putative germin-like protein 2-1
Exons: 2
Coding region: 144-779 (211 amino acids)
Cellular component (GO): cell wall
Molecular function (GO): manganese ion binding
Source: RefSeq, a predicted model, not a curated record
CUAGGGCAUCAAUCUAUAACACAACAGUUUGUAGAAACUACUGAUCAUAUAUAUAGAUUCAUAGGAUUAAUAUCAGUUGUAUACAAAAUAAGUUGUUUUUUCGUACAAUCCGAAACAAAUAACUUCUUUUGUAAUAUUUAAAAAUGACUUUGAGAAGUAUCUUACUCUCUGCUUUUGGCCUCAUCAAUUUUAUGCGCCCCACCUUCGCAUUUGAUACCAGUCCUUUGCAAGAUUUCUGCGUUGCAGAUGCCACGACCAAAGCAUGCAAGGAGGCUGCAAAAGUUACAUCAAACGACUUCUUCUUCAGUGGGCUGCAUUUGGCCGGCAACACCUCAAACCCAUACGGCGUCGCUGUGGCGACCGUCUCCGCCGCCCAAAUUCCAGGGCUCAACAAUCUGGGCAUGACAUUGAUGCGCGUGGACAUGGCAGCGAACGGCUUCUUCCCGCCCCACAUCCACCCCAGGGCAACAGAGCUCGUCACAGUUCUAGAAGGUUCCAUGGAAGUCGGGUUCAUAACCUCGUAUCCGGACUACAACUACUUCACCAAAAUUCUCCAGAAAGGCGAUGUUUUCGUGGUUCCCGUUGGGCUCGUGCACAACGUGCAGAAUCUCGCCAAAGGGAACACCGUUGCGAUGGUGGCGUUCAACAGCCAGAAUCCGGGGAUCACCAAUUUCCCGAAUGCCGUUUUCGAGGCUAAGCCCGCCGUCGACACCGAUUAUCUUGCUAGGUCGUUUAGGCUAGAUAAGAAAACUAUAGAAGACCUCAAAAAAAAGUUCUAGAAUAUAAAACUCUGUUAUCAAAUACUAUAAGACUAAAGUAAAUAAUGUAUGUUAUGUGGUUUCAUAA